UGAGAGAGUCUACCAGAACAGACGUUUUGUAUUGUUGUUAUUGAGUUAAGCACCGGUAAUCGGUAUCCUAUAUCUCGGCGCCGCUAUUUGAUGAAUGUUAGUCCUGCUCGUGCGCUACAUUGAAUGCUUCCAAUGGACGGCGAUAAACUAGGAGCGGACAAGACGGUAGAUCGCGAGAAGACUUGUCCUCUGCUACUACGAGUAUUUCUUUCUAAUAUUCGGCACCAUUCACCUAGUGACUACGCGCGUGGACAAGUUCCCGCAAACGAACUUCAGGUGUACACAUGGUUAGAUGCAACUCUUCGAGAGCUGACGGGUCUUGUUAAAGAGGUAAAUCGCGAGGCGCGCCGAAAGGGCACAGUAUUUGACUUCGCCUUCGUUUUCCCUGAUCGAAACGGCCCGAUGUAUCGAGUGCGUGAAAUCGGAACCACUGUGUCAGGUCAAAAGGGUCCUGAUGAUUUCAAAACACUGCGCGAAUGCCGCUUCACAAUUGGCGACUACCUCGACAUCGCAAUCACUCCGCCUCGCGGGGGCAAUCUACGAUACUAGAAUUCCUUUUCUUAGGCAAAAGAUUGUAAAUCAAUAGUUAUUUACAGUAACUGCUGACUGAUCUUGACGCCUUGUUUCUCAAGCGUAGCAUAUAACACGAAUCUGAUCAUUCACAUUAGAAUCACUCUAUAAAUAUCAUCCAAUGGCCUCAUGGCGCAUAAUUUUUAUAGGGAACAAAAGGAGGCAGGAGCUUGAGUAAAGCAGCUGUGUCCGACAGAGAUAAUGUUGUAACAGCAUUACCUGUUGCGAAUGUCAAAUCAGCAAGAUGAUAAGAAGGGUUAUGCAGUAUUGUAGAGCGAAAACAUUUGUGUUAUAGUAGAGGCGUAAACCCAACGAGGCUUUAUUUGUAAUCAUACUCUGGAAAUAUAAUAAAACGCAUUUGUAUAUACUCCUUCGUAAAGAACAUGAAAAACUAGUUGGUGAAAGAUGGUGUUUCCUUCGCUAUGGCAUUGAGAUU
Molecule: messenger RNA, 1006 nt
Organism: Varroa destructor (honeybee mite)
Lineage: Eukaryota; Metazoa; Arthropoda; Arachnida; Mesostigmata; Varroidae
Gene: Bin1
Product: histone deacetylase complex subunit SAP18
Biological process (GO): negative regulation of DNA-templated transcription
Cellular component (GO): nucleus
Molecular function (GO): transcription corepressor activity; transcription factor binding
Source: RefSeq, a predicted model, not a curated record